UCAAAAGGGGUGAAUGGCUCGACAAAGACGUCCUUGUUGAUAGUAAUGGAGUUUCUGCAGACGCCACCACGCCCUGACUGAAACUGGAGGAAUUGGUUUCGUCGACGACAGAGGGAAUUAGUUGAAAAAAAAAUAGUAGUUUGCGUUAGUAAUCGAAUUAACUCCAGCUUUAAGACGUACACAAUAGUUUAAACAGAACAAGAUUAAAGACAAGUAAUAGCAAUCGGUCGCGUCGCGUCUUUGACGUAACACAUACGUCACUAAAAUCCAUCCAAUCAGGUGAGUGGAUGCUACUGCGUGCGAGGUUUGAACUACAGGAGAGACGGCUGCACGGCGUCUGUCUGCAACACGAGUUUGUCUGGAUCAAACUUCGAACUUUUUAACCAGCUGGGAUUUUAAGUAUGAGAAAAAGUGAGGUGAUAGCAUCUGAGGCUGUGUCAGCUCUGAAUAAAGCUCUGUGCCACCUGAAGGACAUUUGGGAGGAGAUCGGCAUUCCGGAGGACCAGAGGCUCCAGAGGAACAAUGUUGUUAAGAAUCACAUCAAAGGUUUACUUGACAUGAUGAUCAAAGAGGAGGAAUUGUUGAGAAAGAGGCUUCUGGACAGCAUUCAGGCUUGCAGAUCUGAAAUGGAGAAACUGUGCGCAGAACUCCAGCGUCCCGUCUUCCAGGAGGAAAGAGGGAUCACCAUGCUGCAACAGGAGAAAAACAUCCGCACACAAGUGGAAGCUCUGGUGAAGGAGAAGACGGUUCGAAUGCAGCAGCUGAAGACUCUACUGGAGCAGGACCAGGACCUCUGUGACCUUCUGUGCUCGUUGCCUUACGGCAUCUCCUCUGAGUCUGUCCCUUCACUGGAGCAGCUUGAGAACUUUCGCAAGCACAUUGCUGACCAGAAUGAAGAAAAGGGAAAGCGUCAUGCUGAAUUUGUAGAAGUUAAGAAGCAGAUUGUCCUAUACAUGGAGGACUUGGAACACAUCCCCAUGACGAGCUUUGAAAAGGAUGUGGUCAGUGAGGAUGAGGACGCUUUUUGCCUGUCCAAAGACAACAUUGCGUCACUGAAGGUGUUUCUUUGCCAGCUGGAAAGCCUCAAGGCAGAGAAUGAUACGAUGUGUGAGAGCCUUCGGGAACAGAUCCAGCAGCUGUGGAGCCGCCUGCAGAUCCCGCAGGAGGAGAGGGAAGCCUUUAAUGAGCACAUGGUCACAUCCAGGAAGAAGAAUCUAGAAGCGUUACAAGCUGAGGCCCAGCGUCUGGAAGAGCUCAAACUUCAAAACAUUCGCAAUGUCAUAGAUGCAAUACGCUCCGAGAUCGCUGUGUUGUGGGAAAAAUGCUUUUUCAGCAUUGAUCAGCGGGAAGCCUUUGCACCGUAUUUCAGUGACGUCUUUACUGAGGAGCUACUGAGUCUGCACGACGCUGAGAUCGGACGCCUGAAGCAACACUAUGAGGACCACAAAGAGCUUUUCGUCAGUGUUGAUGAGUGGGAAAGAAACUGGAGGCUUUUCUUAGACCUAGAGAAAAAGGCCUCGGAUCCAUCAAGAUUCGCUAACAGAGGCGGAAAUCUUCUUAAAGAAGAGAAGCACAGGACUGAGCUUCAAAAAAGCCUACCCAAGCUUGAAAAGAAGCUGAAAGUCCAAAUUGACAGAUGGGAGACUGAGCAGGGCACAGAGUUUUUCAUCCAUGGACAAAAGUUCCUGAAAUAUGUGGCAGAACAGUGGGAGCUGUUCCGGUCAGAAAAGGAAAAGGAAAAACAAGAAAGGCACCUGAAGAAAACCAAACAGAUUGAGAUCGACAUGCUUUACGGAACAACCGUCCGAACGCCAUCAAAGCGCAAAUUCUUGGCCAACACUACGCCAAACAGAGUGAAAAAGAUGAAUGCCACCUCCUGUUCAUCUAACACAACCUCCAAUGGCACCAUGCGCUCAGUUUUUGGGGGAACUCUCUGUCGUUCGCCAGUUCCCAGGACACCGCUCGCCUCCAAGGUUCAGGAAUCACGAACCCCUAAUGGAGCAAAACCACCCCAUCCACGUUUGCAGACCUUUAAUAAAGAGAAUGAAGGCCAUCUGAAGGGGACACCAAAGAGUGGUGGGUUGCUGACCACUGCUAGUCACCAGUGUAACUCCAGCCUAAACUCAAUUGCCAGCACGUAUACAGAAUUUGUGCGAGACUUGUCCAAGGCCUCUAACCCCAAGGUCCAGCACGACAUCCUGAACUCCACCAGCACCAACUUUUGACCUCUCUGAGGAGCACAGCAUCUGCCAAAUCCUUCCAAUGAGGAUGCCAUCUAUCGCUUGAUAGGUCAUUCUACGCUGCCUGCUUAUAAAUGUAAAUAUAGAUAAUAUAUUUUAUAUGGAUGCUAACAAAAUUGUUUGCACCUGCCAGUGCUUUCCACUGAUUUGGCUUCCUUUUUUGCUGAUCAGCCACUGCAGGAAAAAUGUUGAGUUAUACUAACUUCACUUCUCUCAUCAUUUAUGGAGAAUGGAAAAAAAAAUACACUAUAGGUUGCACUGUAGUGCUGUCGAUGGAAGGUUUUAUAUUACUCUUUUGCACAACCUGUACGAUUAUCUUUUUUUGGUUUUGGUGGUUUGGAAAUACUUACCGUUUUGUCAUUUAAAUGUUUGUUUUAUGUGUGUUGUUUGUUUAUACAUGCUACAUAUUCAGCACGCUGCGGCCUGUGGCUGUAUCAUGCUAAACUGUAAUUCGAUGAAAU
Messenger RNA from Synchiropus splendidus (mandarinfish), 2701 nucleotides. It is a transcript of the gene prc1b, whose product is annotated as protein regulator of cytokinesis 1b. Lineage: Eukaryota; Metazoa; Chordata; Actinopteri; Syngnathiformes; Callionymidae. Gene Ontology annotation, biological process: mitotic spindle midzone assembly; microtubule cytoskeleton organization. Bases 402 to 2225 code for a protein of 607 amino acids. Gene Ontology annotation, molecular function: microtubule binding. The record is from RefSeq and is a predicted model, not a curated record. The transcript has 14 exons. Gene Ontology annotation, cellular component: spindle; mitotic spindle midzone; cytoplasm.